Trichoderma aggressivum f. europaeum is the source of this 864-nucleotide messenger RNA. RefSeq lists its product as uncharacterized. Gene Ontology annotation, cellular component: endoplasmic reticulum. Gene Ontology annotation, biological process: peptidyl-proline hydroxylation to 4-hydroxy-L-proline. NCBI's taxonomy places the organism in Eukaryota, Fungi, Ascomycota, Sordariomycetes, Hypocreales, Hypocreaceae. Bases 1 to 864 code for a protein of 287 amino acids. The record is from RefSeq and is a predicted model, not a curated record. The transcript has 2 exons. Gene Ontology annotation, molecular function: procollagen-proline 4-dioxygenase activity; iron ion binding; L-ascorbic acid binding.
AUGUUCGCCUACGUCGUCGGCUUAUUGGCGAUUCUGCUCUUCGUGGCGAACCCCAUCACCCAGUAUUUCCUGCCGCAGAGCUCUCGCGCGCUGUCGCCGAGGCCGCAGCUGAACGAGUCGCUGCUGGCGAUUGAUGGGCCGAAUGCCACGGUGCCGAAUUGCCCGGCUGACGCGUACGGGGCGCGGAUUUUGAGUAGGGAGCCGUUGGUGGUGUAUCUGGAGGGGUUUUUGAGUGAGGGCGAGAGGAAGCAUUUGCUUGAGAUUAGCGAGCCUCUUUUUGAGCCGUCAACCAUCACUCAUGACUCCAGCGCUACACACCGUGACACUGCAGUGCGAGACUCUUCCGUUGCCGUGUUGCCCCGGACAGACAUGGUUCGCUGCAUCGAGGCUCGCGCGAUGGCCUUUCAAGGGUGGCGGCGAGACCUUUGGAUUGAGCGGCUGCGAACGCAACGAUACGUCGCUGGCGGGCAUUACAACCAUCAUUUCGACUGGAGCGGCAAUGCGAAUGGAUGGGGCAGAGUGAGCAGUUUCAUGGCUUGGGUUGAUGCGGCGGAGGAGUUGGAGGGCGGAGGAACGGAGUUUCCGCUGCUGGAAACUACAAUGGAGGGUAAUGCGUUGAAAUGGUGUGAUUUAAUCGAGUGUGAAAGUGAAGAGGUCGGAGAUGGAGAGCAGAAGAAACUCGACGAUGGGGGAGAGGUGGAAGACAAAGGGACUACGUUCAAAGUAGUUCCUGGCAAUGCAGUGUACUGGGAGAAUUUCGCGCGUGAUGGGAGGGGAUAUGACGAGACUUGGCAUGCUGGUUUGCCUGUGAAGAAGGGAGUCAAGGUCGGGUUGAACAUUUGGAGCUUUGGACGGAUAGAGUGA